ACUCUACCAUUACAAAAUUUUGCCGUUUGAACAAGCUCAAACAGUCCUCAGUUGUAACAUCGCUAGGAUGGUAGAGCGGGUAUUCAGGCGACCCGAGGUGUCUUGUAGCGAGGCUGGCCACCUUGCACGAUCCUUAUUUUGUAUAACUCCUAUCACAGAAGUUAAAGAACUAAUUAGCACUAGCGAUAGGAACUUUUUUAUCGAGGGAUUUAGUACAGCGUUCCAGGCGAGUGGAAAGUUCGUUUUGAAGAUUUUGAAUUCUAGCGAUAGUUCUAAUGAGGAAUUGAUUUACGCGGAAAAUGCGGCUAUAGAUUAUUUGAGAGAGAGGGGUUAUCCUUGUCCUAUGGUCCUGAAGGCUUGGAACGACAAACGGCUCGCUAAAGCUGAUUUGCCGGUUCGCGGAAGCAUCAAAGAAAAUGGUAAGGACGGUACGGAGCGAUGUAUCAUUCGACUUCUGGAACUGGUCCCUGGGGAAACACUCGCGUCUAUCAGUACAACGAGCAAAAUGCUGUACCAGGUUGGCGAGUUCAUUGGGUCAGUCAGCGGCUCAUUGCAGGGAUUCUCACACCUAGCCAUAGACGCAAGGUACGACAGAUAUGAUCUAAAGAACUUCCAAGACCUAGAGCCCUACGUCUGUCUCCUCCCAAGUCCUAAAGACAGGGUUGUUGUGCGUGAAAUCUUCGCGAGUUUUGCGUCCGAGGUGGUCCCUCUAAUGGAGCAAUUCCGCUAUGGGACACUGCAUAACGACAUGCGCCCGUCAAACAUACUCGGCAUCUACAACGAGCAGGAAGACUCAUUAUCAAUAACCGGAUUAGUAGACUUUGGAGACAUUGCAAGCUCAAUGGUUAUUAACGAGAUUGUCGUUGCUAUGGCAGCGUUUAUGGAAGGCAACUGCAAUAUCGAGGUUAGCGGUUACUUAUUGGCUGGUUACCAGGCACUAUUUCCUGUCCCGGCCGUGGAGUACCGGAUGCUGUAUCUUCUUGUCGCAGCACGCAUGUGUAUGCUUUUCGUCAUUUCCAGUCAAAAUAUGCACAUAAACAAGAACAACAAGUACCUAAAGGAGGUCACGAGGGAUAAUCGGGCUCUGAUGCUUAGAUUUUGGGCGUAUUCGAGAGACGAUGUCGAGAGAGUCUGGAUGAAAUGUCGGAACAAAUUUAUCAAAGUUCUUAGGGACCCACUGUAUGAUAUCUGAGGAAUGUCAGGUUGAACGGAAAAGUGCCCUGAUCAAGGACUAAAAGUAAAGUUCAAAACGUUGGAACCUUUCGACUUUUCCCUAUAAUUUUAUAUAUGACGAGUCGGUAACGAACUCCCCAACCCCUAAAAAAUGAGCAAACAAGCAAUCUUUGGCUAAAAGGCACAGCGAAAUACAAGAAAAAACUGGCCGUGGUGCCCCCUCCCCUCCCCUUACGUAUUGACGCUGGUUUGUCUCUAGUUCGCCUAAAGUAAUUCAAUAAUUUCUUCCAUGCAACUGAGUAUUGAAACGAACACCUGCACCAAGAGUAUCCACGUGAAUACAAGAGUGAUGGCAAAUUCGCCCCCUUUUUUCCAGUUUUGGUGGCAACAACAAACAUAGCAGCUUCCAGUUUUCGACAGAAAACAAGAAAAUAAAUAUAUUGAAAAAAAAUUUAAUUGCCGUCUACAAAACGCUAGUUUGCCAUCUAAAAGAAACCCUCAGAGAUCAACUCCAGACAAGAAAGACUGUAGAAGUAUAUAAAAGAAAGGAAGAAGCAAGAUAAGACCCCUCUCUACCUCUUUUUUUCCCCUCACAUCCUAUGGCUCCGACGCCCUGAGUACGACCAGUUAAAUCAUGUCCUGACUAUAAUAAAUAGCAUUCGCUUUGAUGGUGGAUUAGAGCUGGCUAUCUAUCCUCGGGAUUAGCCUGGCAAGAUCGUUCUAUUUGUGGAAGUGGCAGCUUAUCAUGAUGACUGCAUUGUCUCCGAGCCCUUCCACCGGUAGAAGGGAAAUACGAACUUGUGACGGCAAGAGGUCUUGUAAAGUACGAGACAAAAAAACUUCCAUCUCCACUUCUCGUCGCCUUAAUGCCGACUUGAGGUAAAAUAUCCUCAAUAAGAGCAGAUGGGUUGACAAGAAGCCAUUUUGUAUGGAUAUCCGCUGCAGUUCUUUAAUAAAAGAUGGCAUCACAUCA
Nematostella vectensis (starlet sea anemone) is the source of this 2146-nucleotide messenger RNA. Its product is annotated as hydroxylysine kinase. Bases 68 to 1192 code for a protein of 374 amino acids. NCBI's taxonomy places the organism in Eukaryota, Metazoa, Cnidaria, Anthozoa, Actiniaria, Edwardsiidae. The transcript has 2 exons. The record is from RefSeq and is a predicted model, not a curated record. Gene Ontology annotation, molecular function: amino acid kinase activity.